AAUGGACGGUGGUAUGCUGCAGGAAUCCCUCUGAAACCGAUGCUCGCCCACCCAACGAAAGGCAUUGGGGAAGUGAUGAAGAGGUUCGAUGAAGCAGCAUUUACCUGCGAGUACAAAUACGAUGGGGAGAGAGCACAGAUCCACAUCCUGGACACGGGAGACAUUCACAUCUACAGCCGCAAUCAAGAAAACAAUACCUCCAAGUACCCUGACAUCAUCGACAGGCUUCCCAAGGUAAGGCUCCCUCACGUCCGCUCGUGUGUGCUGGACUCUGAGACUGUGGCCUGGGAUCCGGUGAACAGGCAGAUCCUCCCGUUCCAAGUGCUGACCACCCGCAAGCGCAAGGUCAGUGGGCGUCGUAGACAAACUCUGGCAGGCAGUGGUGGGGGAGGGUGGUCUCCGUACCCAGGAUCCGACUGUUGGCCAAGGGUGAUCGUAGGACCCUGAAAAUCCCCCGUCUGG
Chiloscyllium plagiosum (whitespotted bambooshark) is the source of this 462-nucleotide messenger RNA. Lineage: Eukaryota; Metazoa; Chordata; Chondrichthyes; Orectolobiformes; Hemiscylliidae. The record is from RefSeq and is a predicted model, not a curated record.